AUGGCCGCGGUGCACAAGGGCGAGGGGAACAGGGCGUUUCAAGAGAAGCGAUUCGAAGACGCGGUGGCGUCGUUUUCGCGCGCGGCGGCGCUGGAGCCGAAAAAUUGGGUGUUUUUUAGUAAUCGGAGCGCCGCGUACGCCGAGCUUGGGCGGUACGACGACGCGUUGGAUGACGCGAAGGAGACGAUUCGAUUGAACUGCGAGUGGACGAAGGGGUACGUUCGACUCGCGACGGCGUGCUCGGCGCUGGGUAGGUUGUCCGAGGCGACCGCGGCGUGGAGGAGGGCGUGCGAAUUGGACGACGAGAACGCGUCUUUGCGGGAAUCGCUCGCAAAAGCGGAAGCGGCGGAAGAGUCGUCCUUGAAGGAAGGCAAGUUCAAGUUUCAAGGGUCGAAGCGUAAAGAGACGGCCGGCGACGGUGAAGACGUCGCCGGAGGCGAUGUGACGGAGGCGAAGAAGAAGAAAAAGAAGCCGCCUCCCGCGACGCUGUCGUUUGCGGAUGACGACGGGUGA
Ostreococcus lucimarinus CCE9901 is the source of this 513-nucleotide messenger RNA. RefSeq lists its product with no specific name. Lineage: Eukaryota; Viridiplantae; Chlorophyta; Mamiellophyceae; Mamiellales; Bathycoccaceae. The transcript has a single exon. Gene Ontology annotation, molecular function: Hsp90 protein binding. The record is from RefSeq and is a predicted model, not a curated record. The coding region runs from base 1 to 513 and encodes 170 amino acids.